AUGAAUCAGAUGAUGGGCGACAAGGAGAACCCAAGAAGGCCAAUGGGUAAUAAUGGUAAGAAGAAGAAGAAAAAGAGGGGCGGUGCGAAGAGGAAAAUGACCCUUGAGCAGACGGUGGCGUACAAGGCGGUGAGUGAGUGGAUUUUCUUGGACCAGACGAGUAGCAAUUGUAACUCACUGAGUUUUGGUGACCCGUUUCUUGAUGAUUUUGGGGUGAAAUGGUAUCAGCCAAAGGAGAAGCUUGUGUUCGAAUUUCACUGUCACACCACAUGCAGUGAUGGGUUUUUGUCCCCUACUAAGCUUGUUGAGAGAGCCCAUCAAAAAGGGGUGAAAGUCUUGGCUUUGACGGAUCAUGAUACGAUGUCUGGCAUCCCUGAAGCCAUAGAAGCAGCUCGAAAAUUCGGCAUCAAAAUAAUUCCUGGGGUUGAAAUAAGCACAAUUUAUUACUCAAGAGGGGACUCAGGUACACAAGAACCCGUUCACAUCCUGGCGUAUUACAGUAGUUGUGGGCCAGCAAGACCCGCGGUUUUAGAGAAGUUUUUAGGGGAUAUUCGGGAUGGACGGUUCUUAAGAGCAAAGAACAUUGUUUCAAAGCUGAACAAGCUUAAGCUGCCUGUUAAAUGGGAAAAUGUAGUGAAAAUUGCAGGAAAAGGUGCUGCUCCUGGAAGGCUCCAUAUCGCCCGUGCCAUGCUCGAGGCUGGACACGUCGAAAAUCUAAAACAAGCUUUCUCGAGAUAUCUUCAUGAUGGCGGACCCGCUUACUCCACAGGAAGUGAGCCCAUGGCAGAGGAAACUGUGAAAUUAAUACUUGAGACAGGAGGUGUUGCAAUAUUAGCACAUCCAUGGGCUUUGAAGAACCCUGCCGUUAUAAUCAGAAAACUGAAGGACGCUGGCCUACACGGUUUAGAGGUCUACAGAAGUGACGGCAAGCUAUCAGUGUAUAGUGAUUUAGCGGAUGCACACGAUCUUUUGAAGCUUGGAGGAUCAGAUUAUCAUGGAAAAGGGGGACAACAAGAGUCCGAUGUGGGGACCACGAGCCUUCCCCUCUUGAUGGUGCAUGAGUUCCUUAAGGUGGCUCGGCCCAUUUGGUGUAGCGCCAUAAGAGACAUCCUAGAAAGCUACAUCCAAGAUCCUUCCGAAUCAAAUUUCCAACAUAUUGUUAAAUUCGGAAAGACUAAAGCUUCCAAGAGUAGUUUGCCUUUCAGCAGCGAGAGUGAGUUGAUCAACCAUUGUUUGUCAUCAUGGCUUUCGAAUGAAGAGAGAGAAAGUGCGGAUUUUGUGACGAUCAAAUUGGAGCUCGACCAAUUGGCGGCUGCCUGUUUACAGUUAGAGGCCCAUGAAGAGGAGAAUAGGCUCCGGAGUACGCUCCUGAUAUGUCUCUACUAUCAGGUUCAGGAUUUAGCUAUUUCAAGAAUGGGAUUCGAGUUGCCAGAUCCAAAUAAGCUGUUCAUAGCUAUGCAUAAUCUUUCUUUAUCAAAGAGCAAUAAUGUCGGGAAAAUUAAGGGGACAUACACAACCUGGAGCCUUUUCAGGGUUGAUGUCAUCCUCCUACACUUCUGCCACUGGAUUAGCAUUCAUAUCCACAGUGAUGGAGUGUGGAAUUUGCUGAAGAAGCGCCUCCGACCAGUAGAGCGUUAG
Molecule: messenger RNA, 1638 nt
Organism: Striga hermonthica
Lineage: Eukaryota; Viridiplantae; Streptophyta; Magnoliopsida; Lamiales; Orobanchaceae
Source: the annotation of a GenBank genome assembly